Odontomachus brunneus is the source of this 4314-nucleotide messenger RNA. RefSeq names its product vesicle-fusing ATPase 1-like. Gene Ontology annotation, biological process: Golgi to plasma membrane protein transport; intra-Golgi vesicle-mediated transport; SNARE complex disassembly. The transcript is spliced from 10 exons. Gene Ontology annotation, cellular component: Golgi stack. NCBI's taxonomy places the organism in Eukaryota, Metazoa, Arthropoda, Insecta, Hymenoptera, Formicidae. The record is from RefSeq and is a predicted model, not a curated record. Gene Ontology annotation, molecular function: ATP hydrolysis activity; ATP binding. The coding region runs from base 152 to 2383 and encodes 743 amino acids.
GUACCUACGAUGUGAUUUAUAUUACCGACCAUUUGCCUUCGCUUGCGCAUGAUCGUGAGUAACUCGCCUUUCAUCAAUAUCAAAGCCACCGAUACGGAGUUGCGCCACUGUAUCCCACCGUGACCAGUAUUCGCUCGUUGCCGUCAAAAAAAUGUCAGCGAUGCGGAUGAAAGCAGUGAGGUGUCCUACGGAUGAGCUCACCCUCUCCAAUUGCGCUAUUAUCAACGCCGAUGAUUUCCCUGGUGAUGUCAGGCAUAUUGAAGUAACUACUGCACCAAAUUAUCACUUUGUGUUCACUGUAAGAACACACCAUGAGAUACCUCGUUGUACAGUCGGUUUUAGCUUACCACAGCGAAAAUGGGCAACAUUGUCGCUUAACCAAGAGAUUGAAGUUCGACCAUAUAACUUUGAUCCAACUUCUAACACAGAAUGUUUGUGUAAUAUUGUUUUGGAAGCUGAUUUCCUGCAGAAAAAGACCGUUACUUUGGACCCAUACAACACAGAUGAAAUGGCCAAGGAUUUUCUGCUACAGUUUUCAGGCCAGGCAUUCACCGUGGGUCAGCAGCUGGCAUUUCAGUUUAAAGACAAAAAACUGCUUGGAUUAGUUGUCAAAAGUUUGGAGGCUGCUGACCUAUCGGCCAUUAGUUCAGGACAGAACACUGUGCCCAAGAAGACCAGACUGGGUCGAUGCUUGGGUGAUACUAUAAUACAAUUUGAGAAAGCUGAAAAUUCCAGUCUGAAUCUUGUCGGACAAGCUAAAGGAAAAGCUGUUCGUCAGGCAAUCAUCAACCCGGAUUGGGACUUUCAGAAAAUGGGCAUUGGUGGUUUGGACAAGGAGUUCAGCGCCAUUUUUCGCAGAGCGUUUGCAUCCCGUGUUUUCCCAACAGAAGUUGUCACUCAGAUGGGUUGCAAGCACGUAAAAGGCAUCUUGCUGUAUGGACCGCCUGGUACGGGCAAAACACUAAUGGCUCGUCAGAUAGGAACAAUGUUAAAUGCCCGAGAACCAAAAAUUGUAAACGGUCCACAAAUUUUGGAUAAAUAUGUUGGAGAGAGUGAAGCUAAUAUCAGAAGAUUGUUUGCUGAUGCGGAAGAGGAAGAAAAGAGGCUUGGACCAAACAGUGGACUUCACAUAAUUAUAUUUGAUGAAAUAGAUGCUAUUUGUAAGUCUCGAGGUAGCGUCGCCGGAAACACAGGAGUGCACGAUACUGUGGUGAAUCAGCUGCUGGCAAAGAUUGAUGGUGUUGAACAAUUAAAUAAUAUUCUUAUUAUUGGCAUGACUAACAGGCGAGAUAUGAUCGACGAAGCUUUAUUGAGACCUGGUAGAUUGGAGCUGCAAAUGGAGAUCAGCUUACCAGACGAACAUGGACGGCAUCAGAUUCUUAAUAUUCAUACAUCGCGAAUGAGAGAUUACAAGAAAAUUUCGUCCGAUGUGGACUUGAAAGAGUUGGCGACGUUAACGAAGAACUUCAGCGGCGCGGAAUUAGAAGGUCUAGUCAGAGCUGCGCAAAGCACUGCUAUGAAUCGUCUAAUUAAAGCUGCCAGCAAGGUAGAGGUGGAUCCAGCCGCAAUGGAAAAACUGAUGGUCACUAAGAGUGACUUCUUCCAUGCAUUAGAACAUGAUGUUAAGCCAGCGUUUGGUACGAGUGCUGAGGCAUUGACUCAAUUACUGAUACGCGGAAUUAUCAACUGGGGUAGACCAGUGGCUGAUAUCCUCGCUGAUGGUAGUCUGUGCAUUCAACAAGCUCGCGCGACCGAAGGAUCAGGACUUGUAUCUGUUCUCUUAGAAGGCCCACCGAAUAGCGGGAAAACUGCGCUGGCUGCGCAAAUCGCAAAGAAUUCAGACUUUCCAUUCGUCAAAGUGUGUACACCUGAGGAUAUGGUCGGUUAUAUUGAAUCUGCGAAAUGUCUUUCCAUACGGAAGGUAUUCGACGAUGCAUACCGUUCACAACUCAGUUGCAUCUUAGUCGAUAAUAUAGAACGACUGUUGGAUUACGGCCCGAUUGGACCAAGAUACUCUAAUCUAACGUUGCAAGCACUUCUGCUGCUGUUGAAGAAAUCACCACCGCCUGGCCGUAAAUUGUUGAUUCUAUGCACUUCUAGUCGCAGACAAGUUUUAGACGAGCUGGAAAUACUCUCAGCAUUUAAUACCAUUCUUCACGUGCCUAAUUUAUCAAUGCCUGAUCAUCUGUUGAGAGUUUUGGAAGAAGUUGAUCUCUUUUCGAAGCACGAAAUGGCUUCUUUGCACGCCAAACUUCAAGGAAAACGCAUCUUCAUCGGUAUUAAGAAAUUGCUAUAUCUGAUAGACAUGGCACGUCAAGUGGAAUCGGCUUACAGGCUCCCGAAAUUCUUAUCGAAGCUGGAAGAAGAAGGCGGCCUAGAAUAAGAAGUAUUCCAUUUCGAGUUGCGUUAGUUUUGACAGCGUAGAUACAGAGAAAUCGCGAGCACUUCUAAACCCUGUGUAUAUUCAUCCAUUCGUUUUGCGUUUUUAGCGCUGUCAGAUCCAAGCGAUUCUGAUCGGAUCCGCUCGAGAAACGAACGCAUUCUCGGAUUGUAGUAAUUUACAUAGGUAUAGACGUUGAAUGAGACGUAGUCAAUGACACUAGAACCUUUGUGUCACGAUAAAUUACCGUAAUAAGUAGAAGAUAACACUAGCUUCCAUUGUGGUGCAUAUCCAAAAAUGCGUAUUAACUCCAUAUUUUGAGAUACAAAUGCAGACCACGCCAUAGUAGACACCUAAAUCUAGACGACUGUUAUUGGUCUUGUAAGCGAAAUUUGAGAAGGAAAUAUCGAGAUAAUUCGUUCUUCGUGUAAUAAGUGUCUCGAUCUAGUUUCAAUACAAUUUAAUCGCAAUAAUAGCAAAUCUGAAGGAGCAGAUUCCUUGCAUUAUAUCUUUUAAGGGCUUAAUAGGCCAAUUUGUUAGGCUUGUAUAUGCACGCAUCUCGAAAUAAUGGUUUGCUGCGAUUCGAUUGAAUAUCCGAUUGUUGAAUAAUAGUGUACCAUUGUACAGUUAUUACGGGAACAUGUAUAAGGGCGGAAGUGUUUGGGAUAACAAACGCAAUACCUGAUUUUAGCGUAAGGAUCGUCUGUUGCAUUCUGUCAAGUGCAUUUCUUCCUUAUAUGCCUUAUGUAUCUUCAAUACACGGUUAAGAAGAUGAGAAAAAUAUUUAUAGCGAAGGACUGUAAGUGCAGUACUUACAUUAGCUGUUGCAGAGAUUGCACCAACGUCGCUUACCACCGAUUUAGCAAAUUCUUCGUGUGCUUUUCUAAAUUAUAAUCUCAAUUAUAGCACAUAUAAGAAAAGAAGAUUCGUAUCACGGAGAUUAAACGCGAGGCGACGAUGAUGGUAGUCGUAAAUAGCAAACUGAAUGUACUUCUGUAGUUGUAUAUUACAUAAUAUACUUUCUUUUAAUAUGGGAGGGACGUUGAAAAAUAUCAAUAUCUUGAAUGUACAAUGUUGCUCUGGAACAAUGUUUGAUAAUCAGGAUUAUCGCGGGAAUUUUACGUCUCUACUAUUAAUUGUCAAAUAGCAAUAAUAUAGCUAUAUAUACAUAUAUAUAUAUAUAUGAAAAGAUAAACUUGUUAAAUUCUCGUAUAUGAUGCUGUGUAUUUAUUGUUGAGUGCAUUCUCAAUUGCACAUGUAUAUUGUAUGCAAUUAAUUACCGUGCACAUAUUCAAUAUCCACUGUAUUCCUCGUAAAUCAUGGAUAGUGAUGCGAUGUAAGGACAGUAAGAUGUAAUAGUUAUAAGGACAGCCGAUAUAGUCAAUAAUUGUCGAUAACACACCCCGCUAUUCUUCGGCAUGUUUCAACAAAAGAUCAUUCCAGAAUUAUUGCUUGAGAUAUAUUUAUUCUACUACGGAUUAAAGAAAAAUUACAACGAUAAUUAGAGACAGCGUGUAAUGCGAAUUGUAUUUAUUACUACUUUUUAUUUAUAUAUAGUACCAAUUAAAAUAAUAAGUCGAUUAUGUGAUUUGUUAUUAGGAUGUAUGCCAGCUGUCGCUUGUCAUACACGUUGUAUUAUUUUGUUCAUAAAUUAUGAAUAUGAGUAGAGCGAUGUAAGUUUAUUUAUUUUUUUUUGUAUUAUACUAGUAUUUUAAUUGUAUUAUAUCUGUGUUAUGGCUUGAUAGAUCGUCAAGCUAGUUACAUAUAUUGUAUAUGUACUGAAAGAACAUGUCAUAUAUUGCAGAUGUCUUAAAAGAGAAAUUUCGCUUAUGCGGUGUUCCUUAACGUAUUGUAAUAUAUUCGACUACUCGUCUGUAUUCAUCAAUGUGACCUGUUAUCGAUGCGAGGCAAAAAUAAAAUUACCCGAAAAUACA